Acaulospora colombiana is the source of this 660-nucleotide messenger RNA. The record is from the annotation of a GenBank genome assembly. NCBI's taxonomy places the organism in Eukaryota, Fungi, Glomeromycota, Glomeromycetes, Diversisporales, Acaulosporaceae.
AUGGAUAGUUCUUUUGACUAUGAGAUCACAAGUUUUGAUUUAUAUAGAGGACUAGAUGCGUUACAAAGAUUUGUUGACAAACUCGAAGAGGAGCUGGAAGAAAUUCAAGCAAAUUUAUCAGAACCUGCGGAUAUAAUUAUGGAACCCGAGGGUUAUAAAAGACAUAAAACAUCAAAAAAUUGUUGGAUAUAUAAGAAAGAAUUUCCGAAUCAAGCUCUACUUAAAACAAUGGUUUGUUGUUCUAAUACUGGAAAUUAUAUUGGAGGAGCGCAUCAAGGCUGUAAACGAAGAAAUGAAAUAAUUGGUCCAAAAUGGUGGGAACAACAGAGCAUUGCUAGGAUAAAAUAUUCAAAGAAACUUACAAAUCAAAAUAUUAGCAAAGCAGUUUACGGACAUGCUCAAAAAACAUUUUAUGAACUAUACUAUAAUGUGUUUCAAGAUGAUGGCUUAGAUCCUUCUCACUACGUAUCAGCUCCAGGAAUGUUUAACGAUUCGCUAUACAAAAGCAGUAGAGCAGAACUAAAACUCAUGACCGAUAUGGAUCAAUAUUUAAUGGUAGAGAAUGGAAUUCGUGGAGGAAUGACAAUUUUAAGUCAUCGAUAUGCUAAAGAUAAUAAUGAAAAAUGUCCUGAUUAUGAUCCUAGCAAACCGAGAUAUUAG